Molecule: messenger RNA, 557 nt
Organism: Anneissia japonica
Lineage: Eukaryota; Metazoa; Echinodermata; Crinoidea; Comatulida; Comatulidae
Exons: 3
Coding region: 33-470 (145 amino acids)
Molecular function (GO): tRNA dihydrouridine synthase activity
Source: RefSeq, a predicted model, not a curated record
AUCGCGUCCAUCUUGCCAACAAGUUGUAUACGAUGAUGACCCAAACCGGAAGUAAACAAACACCAUGUGGUUUUCAUUCACGCAUCAACAUAUUUUUUUCCGGAGGCAGACGUUUGUGGAGGACUAAGAGGGCAACAUUUUUCAUCAAUAUCAUGGAUAAGAUCGACCAAAGCAAUGGCCGUUUUUCUUAUGACAAUACUAAAAGGAAAAUAAGUGUUGUAAAAGACUUAUUCCAAUCAGACAAGGUAGUAAAAAUGUGUGCACCAAUGGUGAGGUAUUCAAAGUUGGCAUUUAGGACUUUAGUCAGAAGAUAUGAUUGCGACUUGGCAUAUACGCCAAUGAUUGUGUCAAACUCAUUCGUUAGGUCUGUAAAAGCGAGGGACAGUGAGUUUACAACGAAUACAGGUAUGUUUUUUUUAAAGCCUUAUCAUGGCAAUAUUUACCAUAUAAAAUUAUAUAAUCUCUACUAACAAGGGAAGGAUGACUGAAAAUGGUUUGUUUACACAUAUUGUAAGAGCAAGUUUGUAAAUUUGCAUUGGUGGCACCAGCGUUGGAAA